UUAGGUACCCGAUCAUUGUUGUUGGAUUCCUUCUUUCCUCGCCGCGGCACCACGGCAGCACCAGCCCAACAGGUGUGGCAUCGGGCAGCCUCCUAUAAGGCCCUUCCCUUCCACUCUGUCGCCUCGAAGUUGAGGAGCUAGCAUGUAUCCCGGACGCGCACGGGCACACGGGCGCCAACAGCACCACCACCACCCGGCGAGGUAAGGGAGGAAACAUGGGUUGCUAUCCUCCCUUGGACAAGAUCGUGUCCAAAGCGCUCGGAAAAUGUAAUGGGCGCGACAGAUGGAGGAAGGAGAGGCUGGACUACGCCCUGGCCUACCCGCCCACAGAAAUCCACUACAUGCGGCCGGUGGCGCGCACGGUCACCUUCGCCAGCAACAACUCCGUCUACGUGAUCCCACCGUCGCCGCCGCCGCCGCCGCAGCCGCCGUCGCAGCAGCAGCAGCAGUGCUCACCGGAGCCGCCCCAGCAACCCCAAACGCCACCGCCACACGAGCCGGAGCAGCACCACGACGCACCCGAACCCCAACCACAAGCGCCACCAGAGCAAAGGCCCGCCGAGGCCGAGCCAACGUCGCAAACGCAAGACGGGCCGCCACCGGCCGAGCCGAAGCCGCCGAAGGGCCCGAAACGAGGCAAGAAGAAGCAGUCCGGCAGCGUCCGGUUCGGCCCCGAGCCUCCACCUCAACAGAAACAGGAGGAGCAACCGCAGCAGGAGGAGGAGCACGACCAGGCGCAGGGCCCGGGCGACAGCGGGGACGCGAAGGGUCAGCAGACGGCGCCGGCGCCGGCGCCCGCGCAGGGGCAGGGGUACCUGCUCCGGUACACGCCGUCGCCGCUGCCGAGGUGGGAGGCGACGCCGCAGCGGCACGAGUACUUCUCCGGGGAGUACCGGAGCUACUACCCGACGCCGGUGCGCGAGGGCAUCUACCGCAUCGCCACCGACGCCAACAGGCUCACCACCAUCUUCAGCGAGGAGAAUCCCAACGCCUGCACGAUCGCCUGAGGGCGACGGCCAGGGCCAGGGAAUAAACCGUCUCCAUUCGUGCGGUCCCUCUCCUCUCUUUUCUUCGGUUCUUGGCUGAUCGAUCGGUGCAAGGGAUCGUGGGCCGAGAAUCGGGUUCUUCUUGUAGGUGUUGUGUAGAUAAGAGAAAGGAGAAAACUUUCGGUUCGGCUGGCAAUGAUGCUGAGACGAAACAUUCCUUGUGCUGCCUGCCUUGGAUUGUCGUUUUCCUCUCCUGUGCGCUUUGAUAUUCCUCAUCACAAUGGUUAGUCUGACGGCCGCCAAAGACAGACGAGAAGAUGAAUAACAACAGGAUUCGGCGUUCGCCGGUGAGAAUGCGUUGAAAGGAAACACAAACACCUUUGUCCAUCCUCUCUUUCCUUUCUUCUUUUUCGAAUGCCAUCAUUAAAAGAGGACAUUCUUCUUUCAUUUCUUCUUUUGGAAUUGCUAGAAAACGAGCACCUGGUCUCUUAGACACGUACCCGUAUCAUCAAAUCAUGUUGCCAUAGCUAGUGCACAAUCCUUUUUGCGAUGAUACCUGGAAAAAUACUGAUAUCUGUAAGAAAAGCAUGCUAGGGAUAUUUUAAGUUGCACUAGA
Messenger RNA from Panicum virgatum (switchgrass), 1602 nucleotides. RefSeq names its product basic salivary proline-rich protein 1-like. NCBI's taxonomy places the organism in Eukaryota, Viridiplantae, Streptophyta, Magnoliopsida, Poales, Poaceae. Bases 216 to 1007 code for a protein of 263 amino acids. The record is from RefSeq and is a predicted model, not a curated record. The transcript is spliced from 2 exons.